This is a messenger RNA of Diplodia corticola, 1035 nucleotides long. RefSeq lists its product as uncharacterized. The transcript has a single exon. Bases 1 to 1035 code for a protein of 344 amino acids. Lineage: Eukaryota; Fungi; Ascomycota; Dothideomycetes; Botryosphaeriales; Botryosphaeriaceae. The record is from RefSeq and is a predicted model, not a curated record.
AUGCAGCAAGACGAACUCGCCGCGCUCUUCCAGCAGAGCCUCAACUUCCAGACGCCUGCCGCCGCACAGGACCCAGCUCCUGAGCGGCAGCCCGAGCAGCAGCACGAGCAGGCACAGGACAUAGAAAUAGAAACCCCCCAGCAACAGCAACAACAGGAACACCGCCCCGCUCCAAUCGUCUACGCCAGCACGCACUACACGCCCAACAACCUCCUCAUCUCGCGCCCGGCCUCGGCACCGAACCUCAAUUCCAGCUCCACCACCUCGCCCACCUCCCCCUCGGUGCUCGUGCCCCUCCCUUCGUCCCGCACGAACCCCCAGCUCAUCGCCGUCUUCGCCCGCAACGACAUCGCCAUCUCCGACCUCUCCCCGGGCCAGCUCGAGCUCUUCACCGGCGCCGACCCCGACCAGCAGCUGCGCCUCCUCGAGCUCUGGCGCAUCACGCUGCGCUGCGCCGUCGAGGACGGCGUGUGGACGUCGGCCACGAGCCUGGAGAUGGAGGAACGGCUGGCGCGGGAGCGGUGGGAGAGGCUGCAGCACCAGCCCUCGUCUUCUUCUCCUUCUUCUUCUCCGUCUUCGUCAUCCGUCCAGCGCCCGAUCCGGCUGGACACGGGGGCCAUGGAGAUGGAGAUGAUGACGGAUGACGAAGGCAGCACGGCCACCAGCCCGACCAGCACCCUGGCUAGCCCGCGCAUGACGGGCAUCGGCCACCAGCUGGCCGGCGCCGAGCCGUAUAUGCUGUCUGGGUAUGAGCAGUUGGCUAAGCGCGACUAUGAGGCCGCUCAGCAGCAGCAACAGCAGCAGCAACAGCAACAGCAGCAGCAGAUGCAGCAGCAGAUGCAAGGGCAGGGCGGCCCGCGCAGGCAGGGUAUGGUGUACGGCUACAGCGGCGCGACGGACCCGGUGUACAAGGCUGCGGUCGAGAACCAGUACGGUGCGUUCCAGGCGAUGAGGGAGUAUGGGUAUGAGAGUGCCGGUAAUGGUGGGACGGGAGGCGCUGGUGGUUGGUAUGGAGAUGACGAGAUGGUCAUGUAG